UGUCAUAGGGAGAAAACCGUUACUGUAGGCGUUUAUGUAUUGUAGUUUGUCAUCUCGUCAUCUACAAAAAUAGUUUGGUUACCUAGAAAGUAGACCUCGACCGAUAUUUGUGGGACGCAUAUCUUUCUUGUUAGAUUUAGAUAGCAAGUGUUGAAGUUGAAAGUGUGAAGUGAACGUCGAACUGAAAGGUACAGUUUUAAUAAAAAAUGUCUUCGAAAAGUAAAAGACAGGGUACGCCGGCAGCGUCACAAAAUAUACCUCCCAGACCGACAAGCCCAUUGAGUCCAACGAGACAUUCACGUUUGCAAGAAAAAGCUGAUUUACAAAAUCUAAAUGAUCGGCUUGCAUGCUACAUCGAACGUGUAAGAUUUCUUGAAAAUGAAAAUAAUCGUUUAACUCGUGAAAUACAAACAAUUCAAGAAACUGGUACUCGGGAAGUUACUCAUAUCCAGUCUAUGUAUGAUAGCGAACUUUCAGAUGCUAGAAAACUAUUAGAUGAUACACAUAAGGAAAAAGCUAAGCUGGAAAUUGAUAUCAAGAGACUAUGGGAAGAGAAUGAAGAACUGCGCGCUGAAUUGGAUAAAAAAACUAAAGGUUUGAUUCUUUGCGAAAAUUCUGAAAGGGUGUUGGAAACUAAAUAUAAUGACCUACAAUUAAAAUAUAAUCAAGCUAAUAAUGAUGCUAGAAAAGCCAUAAAUGAUGCUAAAGAUUUAGAGAAAGAACGAGACAAGCUUCGUAAACAAGUUGACGAAUUACGGAAGAGCUUGGAAGAAGAAUCCUUAGCAAGGGUUGAUGUGGAAAACAAUAAUCAAAGUUUGAAAGAAGAGUUAUUAUUCAAAGAUCAGAUAUUCCAUCAACAGCUGACAGAAACCAGAAGAAGUCGCCAGAUAGAGAUCAGCGAAAUCGAUGGUCGUCUGUCCGAGAAGUAUGAAGCCAAACUUCAAGAGGCACUGCAGGAUCUUCGUGAUCAGUACGAAAAUCAGAUGGCAAAUAAUCGCGCUGAAAUUGAAAGUCUAUACGAAAGUAAAAUUAAAAACCUACAACUUGCCGCCAAUCGAAAUUCAUCGAAUGCUGCUAAUGCUCUGGAUGAGCUGCGCAGUAUAAAAUCCAGAACAGACGUACUGGGUGCACGAGUUUCCAACUUGGAAAAUGAGAAUGGAAUCCUGCUGGCACGAAAUCGCGAUUUAGAAAAAUUGCUUGAAACCGAGAGAUUGCGCCAUGCCGAAUCAAUGGCUGCUCUUGAGCGUGAGUUGGCUACACUACGCGACGAAAUGAAUCAGCAACUGCAGGAAUAUCAGGAUCUUAUGGACAUUAAGGUAUCUCUAGACUUGGAGAUCUCUGCUUAUAGGAAGCUGUUGGAAUCUGAAGAGGCUAGAUUGAAUAUAACACCGCCAGGAAAUGAGAGGGGUGUUCGUGCCGGCUCACAACGUAGGUCCACUCCAUUUAGAGCAGGUUCAAAGCGCAAGCGGACUUUGCUUGAGGAGAGUCAGGAUUCUAGUGUAAGCGAUUAUUCUAUCAACAAAACCUCGAACGGAGAUAUUGAGGUUAAGGAGGUUGACCCAGAAGGAAAAUUUGUGAAAUUAUUCAACAAGAGUAACCAAGAAGUUGCACUUGGAGGAUGGGUGAUAACUCAAAAGGUUGGUGAACAAGAAACCCAAUUCAAAUUCCACAGAACACACAAACUACCAGCAAAUGAAACUGUUACGAUAUGGUCAUCUGAUCUUAACAAGGAUCAUGAUCCUCCAAUGCAGUUGGUUAUGAAAGGGUCAAAAUGGGUUACUGGUGAAAAUAUAGUUACUACAUUGGCAAAUAAUAGUGGUGAAACGAUGGCUACAUCUGAAAGGCACUCUGGGUCCCGAACUCACUCAGUAUUGCAGAAGAGGAGCUUUUUACCUUCCUCCAGGGCUUCUCCAGGAUCGAGUCGCUGGUGAAAAUAAGCCGUCACUUGUCAACAUCCUUUGUUAUAGAACAAAUUUCUAUACUCAUAACUGACUGUUAAGUCAACACAGUGCAGCUUUCGUAAUUUGAAAUUUUCUUCAAUGAGUGAAUCAAAUAUAAUAUGCAACAUUUUUCCAUAAGUUGUCUAAUUAGUGCAUGGGUAGAGGUUGUGAGAAAUUCACUGUUGGAUAAUAAAAUUAUAUUAUAAUGUUAAUUGUAUACAUUUUAUUUUCUGGAGCAAAUGUCAAUUUUGAAGGAUUUAUUAUUUGUAUAAUAACAUAUAUUUAUGUUAUGCACAAAAGAAAAUGAAAUUUUUUCACUCUUGUACUGAACAGACUAUUUUGUUAUUGCAAUUCAUGAACUUUCAAUGAUUCAGUCUUUAAAUUCUGCAAUCUUCGAUAUGUAGGCUCAGGUUGAAGUAGAAUUUUUGUUCAAAAUUUUUUUUGAAUUGCCAUUAUUUGCAAAAAUUUUAGGCCGGGGUCAAUUUUUCAAUUGUUAUUUACAGGAUGAAAAGGAUGGUUUCAUCAUCAUCAUUGAGGCACAGAGAAAUGGGAGGAAUUGAAGAAUUGCACCAUCAGUAUGGGGGACCACAAAGAGAUGAUAAUUGCAGUCUUAUGUAAUAAAUUUAUAAAUGAAACCAUAUGAGGGAAGAAGGAUGAAUUAUUUACUGUUUGCAUUUAUUUUGACACAUCUUGUUUGUAUUUGAUAAUAAUUUUGUAAUAAGUAAUAAUUCAGAUAUGUGAUGUCCAGGUGCAUUACAUAUGUCUCCUUUGUUCAUAAAAUUUUUUUCUGAGUAUAGUUUGGUUUAAAAAUUUGAUAUAAUUCAAAUUUUUCUGAAUACAGUAAAACAUUGCAUAUUAUUUAAUGACACAAAAUAUUAGAACAUUUUGUUUCACUGAGACUAUUAUGACACAAAAUAAUAUAAGAACAUUUUGUUUCACUGAGACUAUUGUUGGUUUCAAUUUAUAAUUGAAGUAAUUUGCAUAUGAGCAGCUGGAUAUUACAAAAUAAUUGGAUAUUACAAAAUGACUUAAUAUUAGAUUCUUCUAUUAAACUUUGAUAAGCUAUACAUCAUACAUUUCUCAAAUGAGUGUAAGUUGUGAAACUUUUGUCAUUUUUUAUUGUGUAUUUUUAGAAGUAUCAAAAAUUAGAUUUAUGAUAUGUUAAGACUUGCAUAGUUUUAUUUAAUAUGAGUUGAAGAACUUACCCAAUAUUUUCUUUGCUUCAAUUUGAUUUUCAAAUAAAGAAAUUAUAAUCCUUUCAAAUAAAUAUGUAUUUUAGUUUACUGUUUUUUUUAUUACAUCAAUAUCUUUCUUUGCCAAGGCAACAAUAUACAGCUGGCUUAAUCAGUGAAGUAUGUCUUUUCAAAAAAAAAAAAUUAAUUACUCUCAGAUAAUAUAGGUAGUCAAAAAUCUGUUUCAAUUCUCUGCGCUACAGUCUUAUUUUAUCAAUUAAUAUGUUGAGUGUCACCACUGAAAUAAUGUUUUUAUUAUAUUGAUUGAAUAAAAUUAGUUUAUUUAUA
Messenger RNA from Harmonia axyridis, 3460 nucleotides. RefSeq names its product lamin Dm0-like. The coding region runs from base 207 to 1931 and encodes 574 amino acids. The transcript is spliced from 4 exons. The record is from RefSeq and is a predicted model, not a curated record. NCBI's taxonomy places the organism in Eukaryota, Metazoa, Arthropoda, Insecta, Coleoptera, Coccinellidae.